Molecule: messenger RNA, 3205 nt
Organism: Raphanus sativus (radish)
Lineage: Eukaryota; Viridiplantae; Streptophyta; Magnoliopsida; Brassicales; Brassicaceae
Product: receptor-like protein 34
Molecular function (GO): protein binding
Source: RefSeq, a predicted model, not a curated record
GAACGAUAGGCUCUUGGACCACAAUGAGUAUCAGUCGUCAUAUGACUCUUUCUUUUCUCUUCUUGUAUAUUUUUAAUUUCCAAGACGUGAUUGCGUUCGCUACGACAGCAAGACACUCGUGUCGUCCGGAACAAAGGAACGUGCUACUCGAAUUCAAAAAGGAGUUUGAGAUUCGGAGGUCUUCUUCGAAACUUUGUAAUAUUGAUGGUCGCAUUGUAGGCUCUUAUCCAAAGACAGAGUCAUGGGAAAAUAACAGCGACUGCUGUUAUUGGGAUGGUAUCACGUGUGAUGCCAAGUCUAAAGAUGUGAUCAAGCUGGACCUCAGUUGCAGCUGCCUCCAUGGUCGGUUUCAUUCCAAUACCAGUCUUGUUAGGCUUCCUUCUCUUAAAACUCUAGACCUUUCUAAUAACUAUUUAUUUGGCCAAAUCCCUUUCUCAUUUGGAAAACUUGGAAACUUUUCUCAUCUCACAUUUCUUGACCUUUCCUCUAAUCAUUUUGCUGGUCAAAUUCCAUUUUCAGUUGGAGUCCUUUCACAGCUCAAGUCUCUACUGCUUGCUGAUAAUCAGUUUUCAGGUCAGGUUCCAUCUUCACUUGGAAAUCUUUCACACCUCACCUCUCUGGACUUAUCUGGUAAUCAGUUUUCGGGUCAGAUUCCAACUUCACUUGGAAAACUUUCAUAUCUCACCUAUCUCCAACUUUCUGAUAAUCAGUUCUCAAACCAAAUUCCGCCUCCACUUGGAAACCUUUCUCAUCUCACCUCUCUAGAUUUUUCUCAUAACCAUUUUUCAGGCCAGAUUCCAUCUUCCAUUGGAAAGCUCUCUCAUUUAACUUCUCUCGACUGUUAUGAUAACGGUCUGGUUGGUCAAAUCCCAUCUUCUUUUUCAUGUUUGAACCAAUUGACCAACUUGGUUGUUAAUUCCAACAAGCUUAGUGGUAAAUUUCCUAUUGCACUAUUAAAUUUGACUAAGCUAUCCUACUUGUCACUCUCCAACAAUCGGUUCACUGGAACUCUCCCUCCAAACAUCACUUCACUAUCCAACUUGGUCUUUAUUUCAGCAUAUGAAAACGCUUUCGUUGGACCCCUCCCUUCUUCUCUCUUCAACCUUCCCGCCCUGACCUCUAUUUAUUUGACAAAUAACCAACUCGACGGAUCUCUCAAGUUUGGUAAUAUAUCUUCACCAUCUAAGCUACGAGUGUUAAGCCUCGGCAGUAAUAAAUUCAAAGGUCCAAUCCCGAGUUCCAUUUCCAUAUUAGCCAAUCUCGAGGUGCUUGACAUUUCCCAUUGGAACUCCCCUGUGGACUUUAGCAUCUUCUCGCUCCUCAGGUCGCUCCAACGUCUUUACUUAUCUCACUUGACGGCAACGCCUACGAUCGACUUGAAUACAGUUCUGUCAUGUUUCAAGUCUCUCGAUUUAUUGGAUCUCUCAGGAAACCAUGUUUUAGCCACAAACAAAACUACGGUUUCAGAUGCGAUAAGUAAUUUAAACUUGUCAGGCUGCGGUAUUACCGAAUUUCCAGAGCUUCUAAGAACCCAGACGCUACUGCAUACUCUAGACAUUUCCAACAACAAAAUCAAAGGUCAUGUUCCUUGCUGGUUAUGGACGCUACCAAAUCUAGGUUACUUGGAUCUAUCCAACAACACUUUCAUUGGUUUUGAAAUAUCAACGGAACGCAAACUAUCCUCUCUCCUGGGGCACCUGUUUGCCUCCAAUAACAAUUUCUCAGGAAAGGUUCCUUCUCUCAUAUGCGAGUUGCACUCUCUAAGAACGCUCGAUCUAUCGAACAACAACUUCAGCGGUUCGAUCCCUCUCUGUAUGGGAAACCUCAAGAGCACUCUUUCGGUUCUGAACGUGCGUCAGAAUCGUCUUAGUGGAUGUCUUCCAGGGAAUGCAUUCGAAAGUCUAAGGUCAUUUGACGUUGGCCAUAACCAACUCGUUGGAAAGCUUCCGAGAUCGUUGGUGAAUUUCUCCGCGCUCGAAGUUCUAAACGUGGAAAGCAACAUGAUCAAUGACACAUUUCCGUUCUGGUUGAAUUCUCUACGAGAGCUGAGAGUUCUCGUGUUACGCUCCAACGCGUUCCAUGGACCAGUACAUCAAGCCUCUUUCCGUAAGCUGCAAAUCAUCGACAUAUCGCAUAAUCAUUUCGGUGGGAUUUUGCCAGCGGAUUAUUUUGUGAACUGGAGAAAAAUGUCAUCUCUUGAGACGAACAAAGAUGGGUCCAAUCUAAAUUACAUUGAAGGUUAUUACCAUGAUUCCAUGGUUUUGAUGAAUAAAGGUAUAAAGAUGGAGCUGGUCCGGAUUCUAGAGAUCUACACAGCACUCGAUUUUUCCGGAAACAAACUUGAAGGAGAGAUUCCAAAGUCGAUCGGCUUAUUGAAAGAGCUUCACGUGCUCAACUUGUCGAACAAUGCUUUCACUGGCCACAUCCCAUCAUCUAUGGCAAACCUGACAGCUCUUGAGUCACUUGAUGUUUCCCAAAACAAUAUUUCAGGAGAAAUCCCACAGGAGUUAGGGAAUUUGUCGUACCUUGCGUACAUGAACUUUUCUCAUAACCAGCUUGUCGGUCUAGUACCAGGAGGCACUCAGUUUCGAAGGCAGGCUUGCUCUUCUUUCAAAGAUAAUUCAGGACUUUUUGGUCCUGCUCUUGACGAAGAUUGCAGAGAUAUUCACACGCCCUCAUCAUCCCCACCAUAUGAAGCGCUAGAGGUAGAGGAAGAAGAAGAAGAUGUGUUUUGUUGGAUUGCAGCUGCGAUAGGAUUUGUACCUGGUAUUGUAUUUGGAUCAGCAAUUGGAUACAUAUUGGUUUGUUACAAAACAGAGUGGUUCAAGACUCAUUUUGGCCGAAAUAAAUGCAGAUGCAGAAGCACCCCAACUCGUUAGAGAGGUAAUUUUCUGAAUCUCAGUGAAUAGUGAUUAUAUGUUUUUGAUGAAGAAACCAAAGAUGAAUGAAUAAGUUAACGUAUGGAGCUUUUUUUUUGUGUAGCCUUCUUAAACCAAGUUGAAUCUUGUAAAAGGAGAAUGAAGCAACUAAACAGAUGGACUGUUGAGAAAGAAGCUAUGGGAGAACACAUUACUCUGUGUUUAGUAUGCUCUUUUGCUCUUGGUUUGUUCUGUUACUCUGUUUUUAGCUCGGUGUGUUUUUCUUUUAUACUACUGUUUAGAUCCAGUAUUUAUGUCUCUCUGUAAUUGAACACUGAACAACUCUG